This is a messenger RNA of Dicentrarchus labrax (European seabass), 3425 nucleotides long. RefSeq names its product helicase, POLQ like (gene helq). The record is from RefSeq and is a predicted model, not a curated record. Gene Ontology annotation, molecular function: ATP binding; nucleic acid binding. The transcript has 19 exons. Bases 222 to 3293 code for a protein of 1023 amino acids. NCBI's taxonomy places the organism in Eukaryota, Metazoa, Chordata, Actinopteri, Moronidae.
AAUAACUGAAAGCGUAGCGUUAGCACAUCUUGCUACUUAUUUGAGCAAAGUAGUGAUAGUAAUUAUAUUUAAAACGCCUCAUUAAGUAACGUAUGUGACAUUUUAAAAGCAUCUGUAUGAACAGCCACCGUAUUGAACCCACAGUAACACGCUACGCACUUUCAUACCGCGCUACAAGGACGAUAACACACAUCAGGCGGUUGGGGUGACAGCUGGCUGCAAUGCAUGCUGGGAGCCGAGAGAUCAAGGUGAAGAGAGUUUCCUCGAGGAAGAGGUCAAGGGACAACCUGAAGAGUCACCUGACACCUGUGAGGAAGAGAGGAGGAGGAGGAGGAGGAGGAUGCUCCAUAAACUGGAGGUUCAGCAUCAUGGCUGAUAUUCCAGCUGCUGAGUUCUGCAGCGACAGCGAGGAUUUGUUCGGGGACUAUGACAGCAUCCUGGAGGACAGCUCUUUCUUGGCAAAGCUGGACGAUGCAGAACAAACCGAACGGCAGCGCGACGUCCGGCCUUCAGCCGCCGAUCAGCCGGACUUCACCUCUCUGCGUCCCCCCAAAGACGCCGUCUGGAAACAGUCCUGCGAAGACUUCCUCACCGACUCCAUCUUGGACGCCCUCGGGGACGAACCCCUGGAGGAAUUACCGCCCAGCCAGCAACAGUUUCAGGAACAGGUGGAGAACGCGAAGAGGAGCCGACUGCAGGACGGAGAUAAAACCUCCACGCCUUUGCGAGACGCUGGCGGAAAGUCUGCCGCGGGAAACGUGGAGGAUAAAAGCAAGAGGCCGGCGAGGGCGAGGAGGAGCGUGACGGAGCAGCUGAAGAGGACGAUGGUCAGUAACGCAGCGUCUCCCUCCAGCAUUUCACGGACUGUCGUGUUGAAGGAAGCGGUGGUUUCAGAGGAGAUCAGCGUCGCCAUGCAGGCCAUGGAAACCGUAUCCGCAGAGACCACCGACCUCGGGCCGUUCUUCGGACUCCCAACCAAAGUGAAAGACCUGAUGUACAAACUGAGAGGAAUCAAGACUUUAUAUGACUGGCAGGAGACGUGUCUGAACCUGGACUGCGUUCAGCAGAGGAAGAACCUGAUCUACUCUCUUCCCACCAGCGGAGGGAAAACCCUGGUUGCAGAGAUCCUCAUCCUCAGAGAACUGCUGUGCAGGAAGAAAGACUGUUUGUUCAUCUUACCGUACAUAUCGCUGGUGCAGGAGAAGGUUCGUGGGUUGGCGAGCUUCGGCCUGGAGCUGGACUUCAUGGUGGAAGAGUACGCCGGCAGCAAGGGCAGGUUCCCUCCAGUGAAGAGAAGAAACAAGGCGUCGCUGUACAUCGCCACAAUAGAGAAAGCCCACAGCCUCGUCAACUCUCUGAUAGAGAGCGGCAGGGUGGACAACCUCGGGCUGGUGGUGGUGGACGAGCUUCACAUGCUGGGUGACGGCAGCAGAGGGGCCGUUAUUGAAAUGACUCUGGCCAAAGUUCUUUACACGAGCAAAUCCACUCAGAUUAUUGGAAUGAGCGCCACGCUGGGAAACAUCAGAGACCUGCAGAUGUUUCUGAGGGCGGAAAAUUACACCAACGACUUCAGACCUGUUCAGCUGAAGGAGUUUGUGAAACUGAGGGACACGAUCUACGAAGUGGACCCGAAGGAAGAGGACUGUUUCAGAUUCUCACGUCUUCUCAACUUUAAAUACUCGAGCGGGAUGCAGAAGUUGGACCCGGAUCACAUCAUCGCUCUGGUGACUGAAGUGAUCCCAGCUCACUCCUGUCUGGUCUUCUGUCCCACCAAGAAGAACUGUGAGAACGUUGCAGGGAUGAUCUGUAAAUACCUCAAAGAGGACUUCCUGCGGCACCGGGAGGCGGAGAAGGCCAUCCUCCUCCGCGAGCUGCGGGACACCGGGAACGGCUCGGUGUGCCCGGUGCUCCGGAGGACGGUGCCGUACGGUUUGGCCUACCACCACAGCGGGUUGACCUCCGAGGAGAGGAAGCUGGUGGAGGAGGCGUACUCCAGCGGGGUCCUCUGCCUCCUCACCUGCACCUCCACCCUGGCUGCUGGGAUCAACCUACCUGCCCGCAGAGUGAUUCUGCGCUCGCCGUACGUGGCCACAGACUUCCUGAAGAGGAGCCAGUACAAACAGAUGGUGGGACGCGCCGGGCGGGCCGGCAUCGACACCGAGGGAGAGAGUAUCCUCAUCCUGCAGGACAAAGACAGAAACAUGGCUCAAACACUCGUGUGUUCGCCGAUGGAGAACUGUUACAGCAACCUGCUGCUCCACGAUGGAAAAGGCCUCCUGAGUCUCAUCCUGUCCCUCAUUGGACUGAAUAUCACCACGUCGCCGGACCAGCUGAGGGACUUCCUGUGUGGGACGCUGCUGUACGUCCAGCAGAGGCAGCUGUGUGUGGACAAGAGUCUGCGGGAGGCGGUUCAACGGAGCGUCGACCUCCUGAGGGACAAAGAUCUCAUCACUGUGACAGAAGACUCACACGGUCAGACUCUGCAGGUCACCGCGCUGGGAAAAGCUACGUAUAAAGGCUCAGUGGAUCUGACCUACAGCGGUGUCCUGUACAGGGACCUCUCUAAAGGUCUGGAGGGUCUGCUGCUCAACAGCUGCCUGCACCUGGUCUACCUGGUCACGCCGUACGACAUGAUCACGCAGUGCAAGCCCGACUGGAUGACGUACUACAGACAGUUCACCCUGCUGUCGGCUGCUGAGCAGAAGAUGUCUGCGGCUGUCGGAGUGCCCGAGAGUUUCAUUGCCAGAAAAGCUGCAGGACAGACGGUGAAAAAGAGUGUGAACCUGGAGGUGGUGGGCCGGCUGUACCUGGCUCUGGUCCUGUUCACUCUGCUGAAGGAGACCGACCUGUGGAGCGUCGCCGACAAGUUCCAGCUGAGCCGAGGCUUCAUCCAGAGCCUGCUCAGCUCCUCGUCGGCCUUCUGCUCCUGCGUGCUGCACUUCACCGAGGAGCUGGAGGAGUUCUGGCCGUUCAGGGCUCUGCUGAAGGAGCUGACCCGGAGGCUGAGCUACUGCGUGAAGGCUGAACUCGUCCCUCUGAUGGAGGUCGCCGGAGUCAUGGAGGUGCGAGCGAAGCAGCUCUACAACGCCGGCUAUAAAACGCUGACUCACCUGGCGAACGCCGACCCCGCCAUCCUCUCCGAGACGAUAGAGAACCUGUUCAGGAAACAGGCGGAUCAGAUCGUGGCGUCGGCUAAAAUGCUGGUGAACGAGAAGGCGGCGGCACUUCAGGAGGAAGUGGACGAGCUGCUGACGGCGCCAUCCGACCUUCCGACGGCGCCGCAGCCGAACUGAGGAGAAAUAUUUCAUUAAAAUACUGAAAGUGUUUAAUAUUGUUUAUUUUUAUAUCUGUCUAUUUUAUUUACUUAUAAACAUUAUGAGUGUACUCGCACAAAGUACUUGAGUAAAUGUACUUAGUUACUUUUA